Panthera uncia (snow leopard) is the source of this 2814-nucleotide messenger RNA. It is a transcript of the gene MRPL44, whose product is annotated as mitochondrial ribosomal protein L44. Gene Ontology annotation, molecular function: double-stranded RNA binding; ribonuclease III activity. Gene Ontology annotation, cellular component: nucleus. Gene Ontology annotation, biological process: primary miRNA processing; regulation of gene expression; rRNA processing. Bases 87 to 1103 code for a protein of 338 amino acids. The transcript is spliced from 4 exons. The record is from RefSeq and is a predicted model, not a curated record. Lineage: Eukaryota; Metazoa; Chordata; Mammalia; Carnivora; Felidae.
CAAGUCCGGGGGUCUGUGUUACCGAGGCACCGGUCCGGCUUUUUUCCUUCCGCCCUCCGUUGAGUUUUUUUUUUUUCCCCCCAGCAAUGGCAUCCGGCCUGGGGAGGCUGCUGUUGCGGGGGCCUCGCUGCCUCCUGGCGCCGGCCGCCCCCACUCUCGUCCCGCCUGUUCGGGGCGUGAAGAAGGGAUUCCGCGCCGCCUUCCGCUUCCAGAAGGAGUUAGAGCGCUGGCGCCUGCUCCGGUGCCCGCCGCCGCCCGUGCGCCGUUCAGAGAAGCCCAACUGGGAUUACCAUGCUGAAAUAGAAGCGUUUGGACAUCGGUUACAGGAGACCUUUUCCUUAGAUCUUCUCAAAACUGCAUUUGUUAAUAGCUGCUAUAUUAAAAGUGAGGAGGCCAAGCGCCAAAACCUUGGAAUAGAGAAAGAAGCUGUUCUUCUGAAUCUUAAAGAUAAUCAAGAACUCUCUGAACAAGGGACAUCUUUUUCAAAAACUUGCCUCACACAAUGUCUCGAGGAUGCAUACCCAGACUUGCCCACCGAAGGCAUUAAGAGUCUCGUUGACUUUCUCACUGGUGAGGAAGUGGUAUGUCAUGUGGCCAGAAACUUGGCCGUGGAGCAGUUAACACUGAGUGCAGAGUUUCCAGUUCCCCCGCCUGUUUUACAGCAGACUUUCUUCGCAGUAGUUGGAGCCUUGCUGCAGAGCAGUGGCCCUGAGAGGACUGCUCUUUUCAUCAGGGACUUCUUAAUUACUCAGAUGACUGGAAAAGAACUCUUUGAGAUUUGGAAGAUAAUAAAUCCCAUGGGGCUACUGGUAGAAGAACUGAAGAAAAGGAAUAUUUCAGCUCCUGAAUCUAGACUUACCAGGCAGUCUGGAAGCACCACAGCUUUGCCUGUGUUUUUUGUUGGCUUGUACUGUGAUAGAAAGCUGAUUGCGGAGGGACCUGGGGAGACCGUGCUGGCUGCGGAAGAAGAAGCUGCUCGCGUGGCGCUCCGGAAGCUCUACGGGUUCACGGAGAACCGCCGGCCCUGGGACUAUUCCACACCCGGAGGGAAUUUCAGAGCAGAGAAGCUACCCGGCUACCCGGCCAAGCAUGUGGCAGCCUGAGAUCUGCGAGCCAGGCAGUGAGACACAGGUCAGAGAUGCUCACAGCUGGACAUUGUUCAGAUUGUAAAGAAAUAGGUCUUAUUCCUCAUCACGAGUUCCUAAAAUUAAACAAAUAUUCAUCAGGUCAGUGAUUCUUUUUUUUUUUUUUUUUCAUUUUUUGUUUUGUCAAAAGUCUUUUUAGAUGUCUUCCAGUAAAUUUUUUCUGAAGUCUUUGAUUUUAUUACUGUAUCUCACAUGUAUAGUUAGGCGUAUUUUAUUCCUUUCCGGCUUCAUCAUAAUUUGGGUAUGUGUUUCAUGCGAACUUUAAUGCCAAUAAAAAAGUCAUUCUCCAAAGACUUCAUUGUAGUUUACGUUGAUAUACCCAGGUUGGUGAACUUUGCCCCUCAAAUACUAUUUUAGCUAAAAUAGUAAUCAUUCUUAACCUUUAGAAAUGUAAAGUGCAGAUGAUCACAGUUGGGUAUUUACAUGGUCCUUAGAUUCUGUCAAGGUUUAAAAUUUUGUAUACUAAACGAAUUCAUCUCAUAGUUCUUGAAUUUCUAUAAAACAAAUGGCAGAAAAGGUUCUUUUCAAAAGCAGUUUAAAAUACGCUAAUUGAAAAAGUAUACGUUUAUCAAUGCCAACGGAAAAAUAAAGUAUGUGUUUAUCAACUUAGUGUCCCAGAAUCACAGUCCUGGCUGCUGUGCACCAAGCAUGUUGUAAGUAUUUUACCGUAACAUUCAGCUUGUGGAGGGCAGAGCUCAGCGUGUCUCCUUCCGGUUCUUCGGUCCUUCGUGUUUGAUUCAGUGACCCUCCAACCGCACAUUCCCUUCGUUUGUUUCUAACUUUUGGCAGCAGUGAUAAUUUUUGGUUUCAGUCAGUCAGUAGUCAGUCCCAGGGGUUAACAAGAAAAGUGGGACUGGGGAGUUGAGAAUAGAAAUGUUAAAACUGACAGCACUUUUGCCGUGAAAUCUUUUUUUUUAGUUGAAAUAUUUUUAUUUUAUGUUCAAAGAGCUGGCAUUAAGAUAGACACAAUGGAUGACCCAUCUCGUGAAGUCCACUUAAUCCAGCUUCAUGCAGCCUGGGUCCUUUGCGUCUUGAUGGAGACCCCGGUGGCACAUCCUCAGGCCGUAAUUCCGGGUCAGAUCAUGCCCGUUGGAGCAGAAGUGGCGAGAACAAGAACCCUGGCUGAAUUUCCUCGGCUCCCGUAGAACCGCUGGUUGACCCGCCUUGCUUUCUCGGUGGCAAAAGACUUGCCAUAAAAUCUUUCUAUUAAGGAAGAUAAAGGGCCUUUGGAACCUCUUUCCCGAGACCGGUCAGGACAGUGGGACUUUUGUCAUAUGUAGGAGGGCUUACAGCUGUCACAGGAAAAGUAGAGACUGUUUUUAGAGAGGAAAGUCUCAGAAUUACCUAAUUGGCUGCAUUGGUCGGUCAAAAGUAAAGUAUUUCACCUUUCUUUUGAGAGUUCACUCCAGUUCCUAACACCUGAACGCCGGGAUAGAGGGCCAAACCUAGUGGUAAAGUGCCACACUUGGGUGUGUCAUCCACAAGUAAACACGAUUUGUACGUAUCUCAUGGACACCAGAGAAGAAGAGAUCGUAGAAAAGGUUCUGAGAAGAAGAGACUGUAAAUGUCCUCCAAUCACUUAACUCAUCCAGUAUAUGCAAAAUGUCAGAUUUAGCUAGAGUAUUACUUUUUUUAUGAAUACUUUUUAAAAAUUAAUGUUCUUUUUAAA